Messenger RNA from Lacerta agilis (Sand lizard), 1457 nucleotides. It is a transcript of the gene CALN1, whose product is annotated as calneuron 1. The record is from RefSeq and is a predicted model, not a curated record. Lineage: Eukaryota; Metazoa; Chordata; Lepidosauria; Squamata; Lacertidae. Gene Ontology annotation, molecular function: calcium ion binding.
AAAGCCUCUUCUGUGCCUUUAAGAUUACCCUCUCUUAUUCCAAGCAGAGCCUCGGCUCCUUCAAGACCAUCCAAAUCUAUUUUUAGCCAAUACCACCAGGAUCCCUUCCUGAACGCCAGCGGCCCUUUCAAUUACUACAGCUAGGAUCUGGUCCAAAACUCUCUUCAGGUGCCUUCAGAUUAAGUCAAUCUGCCUCCUUUCCCCAUAAGUUGCUGCACUCAUUCUGGCUCCUUCGGAACAGUUUAACCAACCACUGCCAUUACACCAUGGAUUAUGAAAGAGGCUUCCCCAACAUCCUGACUAGAGUCACAUUGCUGCCUUUGAUGUUGUCCUGAAACACUUGGGCUUCUCCUGGGAACAGCCACCUUUCUUCUGCCCAAUGAGGCUGACAGCACAACAUGGAGAGGGUCAGCCCAAACCAGAGGAGGACCAAAGGGAAGACUCUCCCACUUCCAAUGAGAGGAUACUGGAAGAUUGUUUGCAGAGAAACAGAGAGCUGGAAUUUUCCAACUGGGAGAAGAUGCCAUUCCACCAUGUCACGGCUGGGCUGUUGUACAAGGGGAACUAUCUGAACCGGUCACUCUCAGCUGGCAGUGACAGUGAGCAGUUGGCCAACAUCUCAGUGGAAGAGUUGGACGAAAUCCGUGAAGCUUUCCGAGUGCUGGAUCGCGAUGGCAAUGGCUUCAUUUCCAAACAAGAGCUGGGGAUGGCGAUGCGCUCCUUGGGAUACAUGCCUAGCGAGGUGGAACUGGCAAUUAUCAUGCAGCGCCUUGACAUGGAUGGGGAUGGCCAAGUUGAUUUUGAUGAAUUCAUGACAAUCCUUGGACCAAAACUGGUGUCAUCAGAAGGACGGGAUGGUUUUAUGGGGAACACAAUUGACAGCAUAUUCUGGCAGUUUGACAUGCAGCGGAUAACUCUGGAGGAGCUGAAACAUAUACUGUACCAUGCGUUCCAGGACCACUUAACAAUGAAAGAUAUUGAAAACAUCAUCAACGAGGAAGAGAGCUUAAAUGAGAACUCUGGCAACUGUCAAACAGAAUUUGAAGUGCAUUCUCAAAAACAAAACCGACAGACUUGUGUACGGAAAAGCUUAAUAUGCGCAUUUGCUAUGGCCUUUAUUAUCAGUGUCAUGUUGAUUGCAGCCAACCAGAUCCUCCGAAGUGGCAUGGAGUAGCCAUAUAACACUGUGAAACAAAAAAACAACAAUCCACGCAUGCGCAUGCUGUCCGGUGAACUUUCUCCCUGAUCAACUUUACAAACAAAUGGGAAAAAAAGAGGAGAGAUCGCAUGGGUGACGGAAUAGCGGAUGGAUAAGGACAGACGGUUCAAUAGAGAACCCCAGGCCAGCAGCGUACCUGUAAAUCAACUAUAUCCUCUUGGCAGGGACAUAAAAGGGCUGUCUUAAUGCUUUAACGGUUUUUGUUUCCUAACGCAAUAAAAAAACAACCCAGAAGAGC